Messenger RNA from Paramecium pentaurelia, 510 nucleotides. NCBI's taxonomy places the organism in Eukaryota, Ciliophora, Oligohymenophorea, Peniculida, Parameciidae. The record is from the annotation of a GenBank genome assembly.
AUGUAGAAUUUUAAUAAAUAUGUUGCCUUUACUAAAUGCACCUAUUUAAAAGGUUUUAGUACUUUCAAUGACAUUGCUUAAUCAAUUGAAUAAUAAUAUAUUUAAAAUGGAACAUUUUAAUCAACAUAAAGUUUGCAUUCAUGUGAUAAGUAUAAAUCUUAAGAAUGUACUUUUGGAUUAUUAGGGAUCAGAUGGUCUUUUUUUUGGAACUCUAAAAUAAAUUUAUGUUCAGUUAUUUCUUCUUGCGAUGAUGUAACUAAUUAGUUAGUAUGCUCAAGUUUGACUCAUGCAUACUAAUAGAGUUACUUUUUUAAAUCCUGCAUUGAAUUUUAAUUUCAAGGUCAUAAUUAUAAAGAUUAAUGCACAAUUUCUUGGUUAAUCUUAAUGGCCCACAAGUAGAAUUAUGUGUGUGGUAAAAUAAUAGAUGUGUGCCAUAUGUAGAGAUUUAAGCAAUGUCUCAAGUCAUUAUUGAUAAACAUCAUAGCAAUAAAAAUAUUUAAUAUAUUAUGA